AUGCCUCAAGUCAGAGUCGUUGCCGCAAUCCGACAGAUGCUCUCAGUCAGAGAGACGGGUCCCGAUAUUGAUAUCGGAGGGACUGUGUACAACGAUGAGGAGGUAUUAGAUGAAUACCUCCGAGGGCAUGAGAGAUGUUUCCGCCUCGGCCUCCGCCGCGGCCACGAGCGUGGCUAUCGCCACGGUGUGGCCGUUGGCUUUGAGCAUGGCCUUCGUCAGGGUUAUCAGAUGGGGUAUGAGGAUGGCUACAACGAUGGUGCUGCGAACGAGCGAUUAGGCUUUAGAUAUUACGGAAUCUGA
Fusarium keratoplasticum is the source of this 300-nucleotide messenger RNA. RefSeq lists its product as uncharacterized. The transcript has 4 exons. NCBI's taxonomy places the organism in Eukaryota, Fungi, Ascomycota, Sordariomycetes, Hypocreales, Nectriaceae. The coding region runs from base 1 to 300 and encodes 99 amino acids. The record is from RefSeq and is a predicted model, not a curated record.